Yamadazyma jaroonii is the source of this 468-nucleotide messenger RNA. Lineage: Eukaryota; Fungi; Ascomycota; Pichiomycetes; Serinales; Debaryomycetaceae. The record is from the annotation of a GenBank genome assembly.
AUGUCUUUAGCCAACUUAGCUAACUAUAGCAGUCAUUUGAAAAACUGUGUUAGAUUAAACAUCUCCACAACGUCAGUACCUUUCAACAAGUUCAACUUGAAGAUCUCAUACCAUUUAUAUAAGGAAGGAUUCUUAUCUUCAUUGAAAAAAGGAUCAUUAAACGGCCCAGAUAAAGUACCUGUUGAAGUCACAAGUGAUAAUAUCGCCACCAGAAGAUUGUGGUUAGGUUUAAAAUAUAGAAAUAAUAAUGCUAUCAUCAAGCACUUUGAAAUGAUAUCCAAACCUAGUAGGAAAGUCAAUUUAAGUGAUGUUGAAAUCAAAGCUUUAAGUUCAGGUAUAAAUGUAAGAUUCAUCGAAGGUUUACAACCGGGUGAAAUAAUUUUAGUAAAAGUUGGAGACGAAAUAAUGGAAAUUCAAGAAGCUGCUAAGAAAGGAGUUCACGGUAUGGUUUUAUGUAGGAUUAGAUAA